Exophiala spinifera is the source of this 3606-nucleotide messenger RNA. RefSeq lists its product as uncharacterized. Gene Ontology annotation, biological process: nuclear-transcribed mRNA poly(A) tail shortening; mRNA processing. The record is from RefSeq and is a predicted model, not a curated record. Lineage: Eukaryota; Fungi; Ascomycota; Eurotiomycetes; Chaetothyriales; Herpotrichiellaceae. Gene Ontology annotation, molecular function: protein binding; poly(A)-specific ribonuclease activity; nucleic acid binding. Bases 1 to 3606 code for a protein of 1201 amino acids. Gene Ontology annotation, cellular component: PAN complex; P-body. The transcript is spliced from 2 exons.
AUGGAGGCUGACUGGGAUGAAAUCACUCGCAUCGCGGUGCCGUCGUCGGGACUGCAUGCAAUUCCUACCCCUGCCAGUGCAGUCGCUUUUGACGACCUCCAAGAAUUAGUAUGGGUGGGCAAUGAUCAGGGACGGGUAACAUCAUUCUAUGGCCGGGACCUCCAAAGAUAUGUAUCGGUCAAAGCUCAUUUGGGCGAAGGCCCAGUCAAACAACUAUUAGUACACGAAAAGGGUAUCUUAUCUUUAUCAGCCUCAAGUGUGCACUUCAUAACCCGAAGAGGCUUGACACAAUGGCACAUCUCACAUCGGCAGAUGACCAAUUUACGAUGUAUGACUUUAACUGCCACAAACAACCAUAUACUGGUCGCUGGAUCCCAAAGUACCUUUUUCAUCAUCGAUGUCGAGAAAGGACAAAUUGUCUCCGAACAUCCCUCCGAAGCCAAAUACACCCUGAUGAAGAAAUGCCGACACGUGUGCGCUGCCACUGACGACGGUAACGUGCACAUCCUCAGCCUGUCAGACUAUUCGGUCAUCAAGAAAUGGAAAGCCCAUUCGACUGCCAUCAAUGAUAUGGAUGCUCGUAACGAUUUUUUGGUCACAUGUGGCUUCUCGGUUCGUCAAUUGGGUGUGCCCAUUGUCGACCCCCUGGCCAAUGUCUAUGAUCUGAAGAUGUUGACCUCCCUUCCACCAAUUCCAUUCCAUGCAGGCGCCGCAUACGUGCGUUUGCAUCCGAAACUACAAACGACUGGUUUCGUCGCGUCGCAAACAGGCCAAAUGCAGGUGGUGGAUCUGAUGAACCCAGUCAACGUUAUGCUCAAACAAGCGAACGUCCAAUUCAUGCUUGGGAUGGAAAUUGCCUCUUCUGGCGAUGCUGUUGUGAUCACCGACACCAACGGUCUGUUAUAUCUCUGGGGUUCUCCAUCUAAAGUCAGGUUCAACAACAUAAGCCAGAAGACUGAGUUCGCCGACCCAGUUCCUCAACAAACUCCCCAUGUUGAUUGGGGUGACUCACCACUGAAUGCUGUCGGUAUGCCGUACUAUACCGAGCCCCUACUUUCUGCUUGGCCUAGCCAUCUGGUAUUCGAGGUUGGAUCCCCUCCGGCGCCGGUAGAGCCUUCACUUCUUUUUCACCUGCAACCCGCCGAAAUGGGACACUAUGCCCCAAACAUCAACCCCCGUAAAUUGCUGCGUCAUCAAGUCGCAGACACCAGAGCGAGUCAUGCACCUGCCACCAUUGCAGUUCCAAAAUUCUUGAGCGAGAAAGCCAAGGAAGGUAGCUCGGAUGGCCCGGGUAGCAAACUGUCUGAUGCUGCCGAAGCUUUGGCAGGAGUGUCGCUAAGCGGGCGAGCUCAAACUGACGAGGAACGUAUGCUAAAAUAUAGCAACGUCGAGAUCAAAUACAGUAGAUUUGGUGUCGACGAUUUCGACUUUCGAUUCUACAACAAGACUCCCUACUCUGGCUUGGAAACACAUAUCUCCAAUUCUUUUAUCAACUCACUCCUACAACUAUAUCGCUUCAUCCCCCUAGUCCGCAACGUUGCUAUACAGCAUGCAGCCACCUCAUGUGUCGCCGGUAAUUGUCUCCUCUGUGAGCUUGGCUUCCUAUUUGAUAUGCUGGAAAAGGCCAAAGGCCAGAAUUGCCAGGCGACAAAUUUGCUCCGGGCUUUUGGAGCUUCUAGAGAGGCGGCAAAUCUCAGCCUUUUUGAACAUCUCGCUCUGGCCAAUGGAAACAGCUUGUCCACUACGAUCCAAGCCGUCAAUCGAUUCUUUCUCAAGCAAGUCGCCCACGACUAUAUGACUAUGGCAGGGAGUAGUACAGGCAUCGACGAUAUUCUUGCAAGUAACGCCUUCGAAGUCAUUCGUUGCAUGUUUUGCAACAAUGAGACUACCAAACCUGCAAGCACGUACGUUCAAGACCUGACGUAUCCUCAAAUUGACCCAAAGCACCCGAUGAGGUAUCUCAGAUUUUCUUCGCUCCUUAAGACCACGAUCGAACGAGAGGCCAAGAACCGCGGCUGGUGCAGCAGAUGUCGGAGAUAUCAACAAUUGGCUAUAAGAAAGACAGUCCGUCAGCUACCAUCAGCGCUCAUAAUCAAUACGGCUCUUGGUAACAAUGGCGCAGUCCGUACGCUUUGGGAAACACCGGGCUGGCUACCAUCGGAAAUCGGUAUCAUAGUCCAAGACAGAGUCGUUUAUGUUUUUGAAGGGUCAGAUCUCGCACUACACAUACGCAACAAGUCGCCGAAUUUGGUGGUGUAUGAGCUGGUCGGCUUCGUGGCCGAGAUCGACUCUAGUGAAAGAUCUGUACCGCAUCUCGUCAGCAUGGUCAAUGUCGAGGUGUCCAACCCAACACUAGACACAUCCCACAACCACAAAGUAUUCCCCAAUUGGCAUCUCUUCAACGACUUUUUGGUGACGCCGGUCGACCCUAGAGAGGCGCUGCACUUCAAUCAGAACUGGAAGAUGCCAAGCGUGAUCGCUUACCAGGUCAAGAGUGCACAUGGCAAGAUCGAUCAGACGUGGAAAGACAACCUCGACACAACUCUACUCUACCAGCAUUACAGCAUCAAUGGCCGAUAUCCCAAAGAAGAAUGCAAGAUCUUGACGCCCGAAGAACAUCCCCAGGCAGGAACUCCCAUCGCACUGGACACGGAGUUUGUCGAGUUGGAACAAGCCGAGAUCAACGUCAAGGCGGACGGCACGCAGGAGACGAUCCGACCAGCUAAAUCGGGGCUCGCGCGCGUGAGUGUUUUGCGCGGCCAGGGCGAGGAAGAAGGCGUCCCGUUCAUUGACGACUAUAUAACUAUUUACGAGCCGAUCGUGGAUUAUAAGACACAAUAUUCUGGUAUUCGACCAGGCGAUCUCGAUCCGCAGGUAUCCCAACACAACCUCGUCCCGCUCAAGGUGGCGUACAAGAAGCUUUGGAUCCUGCUCAACCUUGGCUGCGUGUUUGUCGGGCACGGGCUGGCGUCGGAUUUCCGCAAGGCAAACAUACACGUGCCCAAAUCGCAGACGGUCGACACGCAAUACUUGUACCUUGCGCCGGGCAAGAACCGGCGCUUUUCCCUGCGGUACCUGGCAUGGGCAGUGUUUAGAGAGUACAUUCAAGAGGACGUCGUGGACGACACCCACGCCGACGGCCACGACAGUAUCGAAGACGCCCGGAUGGCCUUGCGACUGUGGCGCAAGUUCCAGGAAUACGAGGACGCGGGGAUUGUGGAGCAAAUGAUUGACGACAUCUACCGCAGGGGCACGAAGUAUGGAUGGAAGCCACCGCCGCGAAGUAUCGGAGGGACUUUUUUGUUUCCUGACGCCAAUGGGAAUGGGAAUGGUAAUGGAAACGGGACAGGGGCAGCGAAUAGCGCGGUGCCCAGUGGGAGAAAUACUCCUGACCUCAUGUCCUUUUCGUCACCUACUUCACCGCCCUCGGUCAAAACCGGCGGAUCUGGAGGUGGAAGUGGUUCUGGAAGUGGCGGAGGAGGGGGUGGAGGAGCAGGAGCAGGAGCACCCGGCGCAGCGGGGGGAGGACCUUUAAAGAUGUCAGUGGCGGGAAUAUCGUCGUUUGUGCCAGGGAAUGGGAUCACAAGAGAGAGUCCACUGCGUUGA